Molecule: messenger RNA, 1833 nt
Organism: Aspergillus mulundensis
Lineage: Eukaryota; Fungi; Ascomycota; Eurotiomycetes; Eurotiales; Aspergillaceae
Product: GMC family oxidoreductase
Exons: 3
Coding region: 1-1833 (610 amino acids)
Biological process (GO): secondary metabolite biosynthetic process
Molecular function (GO): oxidoreductase activity, acting on CH-OH group of donors; flavin adenine dinucleotide binding
Source: RefSeq, a predicted model, not a curated record
AUGCGUUGCACAGCCCUUCUGCCGCUCGUUUCGUCUCUUGCCAUACCCGCGUUAGCCCAGCUCACUGGUCAGACAGUAAACGCGACAAUCAACCAAGGCCGCUUCGGAAAUGCCACGUACGACUACGUAAUUGUCGGCGGCGGUACCUCUGGCCUGGCCAUUGCCGCGCGCCUGGCAGAGGACCCGUCAGUCAGUGUUGCCGUUGUUGAGGCUGGGGGGUACUACGAGCUCGACGGUACGAUCGCGAGUGUCAUCCCCGGCCUUGCAGCUGGAGCCAACGUUGGGACUGAUAUCACCGACCAUUCCGUGGUUGACUGGAACUUCCAAUCGCAACCUCUUAUAUCAGCGCACAAUCGAUCCCUUCGCUAUGCACGUGGAAAGACGCUUGGUGGCUCGUCGGCUAGGCAUUACAUGGUGUAUCAACGCGGUACGAAAGGCAGUUACGACCAAUGGGCCGAGAUGACUGGUGAUGAUUCGUGGGAAUGGGACGCGGUCUUCCCCUACUUCCAGCGGAGUAUUAACAUCACUGCCGCCAAUAUGACAUCGCGCUUCCCCAACACCAGCGUUACCUACGACCCGGCAGGUUUCACGCCGUCUGGCGGUCCACUCCAUGUGACAUGGCCCAACUACGGAUCACCGUGGUCCACCUGGAUCGAACAAGGACUGGAGGCAAUCGGAGUUCUUCCUGACACCGAUUUCAAUACUGGAAGCUUGAACGGCUCCUCAUGGGCACCUAUUACCAUCAACCCGCAGAGCCAGACACGCGACUCGUCAGAAACCAGUUUUCUUCAGCAGGCGUUGCAGAACACCAACUUGACUGUAUACCUCCACACGAUGGCCCUGAAAAUCGGCUUCGAUGGUACGACCGCAUCCAGUGUCGAUGUGAGGAGCUCUGUAGGAAGAUUUACGCUCCGCGCACGCAAGGAGAUUGUCUUAUCUGCAGGAACCCUCCAGUCGCCACAACUACUCAUGGUUUCUGGAAUCGGGCCCAGAGAAACGCUGGAGAGUCAUGGAAUUCCCAUUAUCAAGGAGCUUGCCGGUGUAGGCCAGAACAUGUGGGAGCAUUCUUUCUUCGGCAUCACCCAUCAGGUCAACCUCGUCACCGCGACCGAACUGGCAAUCAACCAGCAAGCCUUGGUCCAGGCGCUAGCUGAAUACAAAUCCCAACAAGGCCCACUCACCUCAGCCGGAUUCGGUGUUCUGGGCUGGGAGCGACUCCCGAACAGCACGUUCUCCCAGAGCACCAACGACGCCCUGGCCGCCUUCCCGUCUGACUGGCCGAUGAUCGAGUACCUCAGUAUCGACGGCUAUCUUAACGGCUGGCACAGCGCAGCAGACCAGGUUGUCGGCAACGGGCAGCAAUGGGGCACCAUCGCAGCUGCUCUUGUCGCACCGUUGUCCCGUGGAACCGUUACCAUCGCCAGCGCGGACAUGGAUGACCCGCCUGUCUUCGACCUGGGCUUCUUGACCCACCCGGCAGACCGCGAGAUGGCUGUCGCGGCAAUGCGGCGGAUCCGACAGGCGUUCGCGGCCGUUAGCAACAUUACCAUUGGCCCGGAGACCGUGCCGGGGUCUGGUGUCGAGACGGACGAGGAGCUCCUCGACUUUAUCCGUGAGACUAUUGUUCCCGUUUACCAUGUCGCUGGAACCAAUGCCAUGGGGAGAGCGGAUGACCCUAAUGCUGUUGUCGAUUCCCAUGCACGGGUUAUUGGGGUUCGGAAUCUGCGCGUUGUUGACGCGAGUAUCUUCCCCACGCUGCCUCCGGGUCAUCCGCAGAGUACCUGCUACAUGGUUGCUGAGAAGAUUGCGGAUCUUAUGAAGAGUGGUAAUUAG